AUGAGCAGCAUCGACGAGCUCUUCAAGAAACCGCACCUCCCCAGCAACAAGCGCAAGCUCGAGCCCAUCACCGACCCCGACCAGGUCUACAAGUCGGCAAAGCUGCAGUCCAAUGGAGACGCGAAGGGCAAGGGCCGCGCUACCGUCGAGGAUGCCGAGGAUGAGGACGAUAUAGAGGCUGGCCCCGCGCCGCCUCCGGAUGAUGACGAGGAAGAGCAGGAUUUCGGCGACGAGGACGAGGAGGGCCGCUUCUUCGGCGGUGGCAUGGACGAGACGACGACAUCCGCCAUGAACUACGUCGACCGCGCCGACGAGCAACCCUUCGUGCCCGAAAGCAUUGACAAGUCCUGGCUCCGGAAGCUGGCCCUCAACUUCGAGAAGAGGAUAUCCAAGAAUGCUGAGUUGCGAGCCAAAUUCGAAGACGACCCGCAGAAGUUCAUGGCUUCCGAAGCCGACCUCGACGCCGACAUCAAGUCGCUGAGCGUGCUCUCCGAACACCCUGAACUUUACGGCGAGUUUGCCAAGUUGGGCUGCGCAGGCAGCCUCGUGAGCUUGCUGGCCCAUGAGAACACGGAUAUCGCCAUCGACGCCAUUGAGAUCAUCUCUGAACUGACAGACGAGGAUGUCGAAGCAGAACAAGAGCAGUGGGACGCGCUUGUGAACGCCAUGCUGGAAGCUGACUUGCUGAGCUUGAUGACGUCGAACCUUGAGCGUCUGGAUGAGGCCAAUGAGGCGGACAGGAGCGGCGUCUACCACUCGCUAAGCAUUGUGGAGAACCUGGCGUCCAACACCACCACUGCCGAGGCCAUGGGAAAGGACGAGGCCCUGGUCAAGUGGCUGAUCUCUCGUGCCCAGAAAAGAGAGUCUCCUGUUUCCCAGAACAAGCAGUAUGCUGCUGAAGAUCUCGCCAUCCUUGUCCAGACCUCCGUUGCGAACCGCCUUUCCCUCAUUGCUCUUGAUGCUGUCGAUACCCUUCUCCAAUUACUUGCAUUUUACCGCAAGCGUGACCCUCCGAAAGACUCCGACGAAGAAGAGUUUGCCGAGAACUUGUUUGACUGCUUAACGUGUCUCGUCGACGAGGCUGACGGCAAGGCCAAGUUUGUUGAGGCCGAGGGUAUCGAGCUUUGCUUGAUUAUGCUUCGGGAUAGCAAGUUUUCCAAACCGCGAGCAUUACGUCUGCUGGAUCACGCCUUGGGCGGACCACCCACCGGCGCUGCAGCUGUCUGCGAGCGUUUCGUCGAAGCGGUCGGCCUCAAGACCCUCUUCGGCAUGUUCAUGAAGAAGCAAGACAGCGCAAACACAGAGCACCUGAUAGGCCUUCUGGCCUCCUUGCUUCGUAGCCUUCCUGGCGAAAGCGCCGGACGGAUACGAACGUUGGCCAAGUUUGUCGAGAAGGACUAUGAGAAAAUCGCACGCCUCGUUCAGCUCCGCCGCGACUACUCGUCUCGUGUGGCCGCCGUAGAACAGCAGAUUAAGCGUGAGCAGGCUGAGCUACGACCCGAGGCACGCGAAGAACUUGCGGAUGAAUGGUUUCUGCGCCGUGUUGACGGAGGACUGUUCUGCUUGCAAACCAUCGAUGUGAUCCUGGCCUGGUUGGUGGCUGAAGAUGGCGGCGCUAAGAAACGGAUAGUCGAGCUUCUGGCCGACAGGGAUGAGGGCUUGAAGGAAGUCAAGGCGACAUUAGUGGAGCAGAUGGAAGGCAUCACUGGUGACGAUUUGGGUGAAGGGGAACUGAUGCUCAAAGAUAUGCUGGGCACCCUGAUUGGAUUUUUGGAAUAG
Molecule: messenger RNA, 1779 nt
Organism: Lasiodiplodia theobromae
Lineage: Eukaryota; Fungi; Ascomycota; Dothideomycetes; Botryosphaeriales; Botryosphaeriaceae
Exons: 1
Coding region: 1-1779 (592 amino acids)
Cellular component (GO): spliceosomal complex
Source: RefSeq, a predicted model, not a curated record